Aspergillus vadensis CBS 113365 is the source of this 557-nucleotide messenger RNA. RefSeq names its product DNA-directed RNA polymerase III core subunit RPC11. NCBI's taxonomy places the organism in Eukaryota, Fungi, Ascomycota, Eurotiomycetes, Eurotiales, Aspergillaceae. Bases 200 to 553 code for a protein of 117 amino acids. The transcript is spliced from 4 exons. The record is from RefSeq and is a predicted model, not a curated record. Gene Ontology annotation, biological process: termination of RNA polymerase III transcription; DNA-templated transcription. Gene Ontology annotation, cellular component: RNA polymerase III complex. Gene Ontology annotation, molecular function: zinc ion binding; nucleic acid binding; DNA-directed RNA polymerase activity.
GCAGCUAGCCGGCGAUUAUCGUCCAGAUCGCUGCGACCCUUACUUGCGCCGGACAGUGGCAGCUGCACCAGUCCCGUAACCGCCUUUAUGAAGGCUAUGCUAUGCGAGAAUUGUGCUACAAAGUGACUGACUGAUUGAUCCCUUGGUUGAUUUACGAACUUUCACCCAGGAAGAAGCAAGCAAGCAAGCAACAUUCACGAUGCCGUUGACCUUCUGCCCUAACUGCAGCAAUGCGCUCACGAUCUCUCGUGCGGAACCGACCACAAGACAUCCCCUAGGUGUCAACCGAUUCGAAUGCCGCACCUGCCCAUACCAAUAUGCUCUGGACCAGAGCUGGUUUGAGAAGACACCCAUGAAGCAGAAGGAAGUGGAAGAUGUCUUUGGAGGCAAGGAAGAAUUCGCAAAUGCAGAUAGCGUGGCCACUCAAUGCCCCGCAGAAGACUGUAAUGGCGACCGCGCAUACUUUUUCCAGCUGCAGAUUCGGAGUGCAGACGAACCGAUGACCACAUUCCUAAAGUGUACCACGUGUGGUGCCCGAUGGAGAGAGAACUGAGGCU